AGAUCAGUUGCUUUUGCUUUUCUUACAUUGAAACUUUUUUUUUUAAAAACAAUGGAUUACAUUAACACAAUUGCAACCAAAAAUGCACCUAUCCACAAUGCUAUUCAGAUCAUAAAGCAACUUCCAAUCACUGAAAAAUUGAUCCACAUGUAUAAGCGUUCUUCAAAGAAUGAGCUUUUGUUUAUCGGUACAGCUACAUUUAUCACUUUGUAUAAUCUUUCGGCUUAUCUCAAAGCGAAACGCCAAAAAUUAAACUCGCCUCCUACUGUUCCUUACAGCCUUCCUUUGUUUGGUCACAAUCUGUAUAUGAUGUUUAUGCCAUCCAAGUUUCUUGAUUGGUGUAAUGAAAGAUACGGAGAAAUUUAUAACCUCAACCUUCAAGGAAAAACAAUGACAAUUACAAAUGGAAAAAUGGGCGAAGAAUUAAUGAAAGCCAACGCCGAAGAUUUAUCUUUAGAUCACGGAGUCGUAAGAGAUGUUCUUCAUCUCGACUAUGCAUUUGAUGAGUCCAUUCUUGCCAUCGGCAUGACCGUAAAUCCUGCUGUUGCUAAAAUGGCUCUUCCUAACUCAAAGAUGCCUAUGUAUGUUGCCGGUAUUCAAUCUGGUCUCGAGAACGCUUGUCGUGCUUUACUCAACGAAAAAACAACCGUUGUACAAAACCCUAGCCCUUUUUUUCAAAACUAUGUUGCUUAUAUGAGUGUUCCUGGGUUGAUUGGCGAUGAAUUUGCUUUAAAUAUUGAAGUCAUUGAAUCGUUUGCUAGCUUCACUGGUGAUAUUAUUCAAAAUGUUCCUUUAUUUAUGGCUGUACCUAAGUUCUUGCACAAAUAUAUCCUACCCUAUGUCCAGUCUGCCAAAAAGCACGAGAGUGUGAUGCUGAAACACGUUGCUCCUGUUGUUAUUGAGCGCCGUGAAAAAAUGAGACUUGCCGAAGAAGCUGGUAAAGAACAUGGACUUGUCGAAAAUUUCUUACAGGGCCUUGUUGAAUUUGAACAGACGGACGAGAACGGUGUUAAAACGCAUUGUUCUGCUGAACAACUUUCUAGGGCUGUUUUGUUGGUUGCUUUUGCAUCAGUCCAUACUACUUCGAUGAACUUGAGUUUCAGUAUUUACUGGUUACUUGCUCGCCCUGAUCUUAUGGAAAGAUUAGUAGAAGAAAUCGAGCGUAUACUUCCUGGAGAUACCCCUGUUUCUGCUACCGCUUUGGCUGAAAUGAAAUUUUUAAAUAACUUCACUCGUGAGGUACUUCGACAAGGUGGUGACACUAUUGCUAAUGGUAAGAAAGCUAUGCGCGAUUUUACUUUCUCCAAUGGAUAUCAAGUUCCCCAAGGUCGAAUUGUUGCAUCCUCUAUCCGCCAGAUGAAUUUCGGUGAUAAUAGUACUAGAAAUUCUGUCGAAGAAAUGAACCCUGAUAUGUCUCUUAACAAAACAAGUACUACACCUGCAAGAGACUUUGUCUCAUUUGGUGCUGGAAAACAUUUGUGUCCGGGUCGUUUCUUUGCCGUCCAAGAAAUUCAAAUGAGUCUUGUAUACCUCAUCAAGAAUUACGAUAUUAAGACCGUUAGCGGAAAGCGUCCUCAACCUAUUACCCAUAUUGCUGGAUAUAUGGUAACCAAUUCUGAAGAGCCUUUGGUCUUUACACGUAAAAAUUAA
This is a messenger RNA of Mucor mucedo, 1650 nucleotides long. RefSeq names its product cytochrome P450. Bases 52 to 1650 code for a protein of 532 amino acids. Gene Ontology annotation, molecular function: iron ion binding; monooxygenase activity; heme binding. The transcript is spliced from 3 exons. The record is from RefSeq and is a predicted model, not a curated record. NCBI's taxonomy places the organism in Eukaryota, Fungi, Mucoromycota, Mucoromycetes, Mucorales, Mucoraceae.